Molecule: messenger RNA, 8247 nt
Organism: Hyla sarda
Lineage: Eukaryota; Metazoa; Chordata; Amphibia; Anura; Hylidae
Gene: BLTP2
Product: bridge-like lipid transfer protein family member 2
Exons: 39
Coding region: 185-6913 (2242 amino acids)
Source: RefSeq, a predicted model, not a curated record
CGCUCCCCGCCUCCUCCUCACGUGAUGCAGCCGCUCUGCCCCCUCUCACUUCCUGUUCCCGAGAUAGUAACGGCCUCUCCCUCCCCCCCGGAGGAGGAGGGACCUCCAUGCUCUUGCGGAUCGGUGUGACAGUGUCAGGCGCCGGUCGGCCGGUGUCGGUGGCCCGGCUUCCCGGGUAGGCACCAUGCCUGUCAUCUCCGUGGUGCUCCUGGCCUUGCUGCUGCUGGCGGUGUGCGCCCUACUGCUAGGACGAUGGCUGCUUUAUCGCCUGGCCAGUAGCUGGUGUCAGAGGAAACUUGGAGCAGAGUUGAAAAUUGGAAGCCUCGGAUUCUUAUGGUUCCAGAACAUCAGCUUGAAAUUUGGGAAGCAGCAGCAGCAAACCCUGGAGAUCGACAGUAUCUGGAUAUCUAGCAAGCUGCUGAACCAUGAGUUACCCCACUACUUUGCCCUGUGUUUUGGAGAAGUGCGCAUACGAAUUGACCUACAAGGAUUGUUACCACUGAGACCACAGGUUCCUGAUGCUCCAUCUGGAGUUACAUCACAGCAUGCUGAGAAAACAGCCUUUAACCCAUCAAUACUGAAAGUCUUGUCUCAACUACUGUCUGUACACUUGGACUCUGUGAAUAUAAUGGUUCUCAAUGUAGCUUCCUCAGAAUCUCUGUGGCACAUGACCUUAACAAAGACAGCCAUUGUAGUGGUCAGCGAUGGAAAAAGAAUGGACUGCACCCUGAGCCUUAACCAGCUGUCUAGCAAGUUACUGAAGAGCAGUAAGCAGGAUGAGGCCUGUCUGGCAGAGCUCUCUCUUUCUCUUACUCUGGAAUGCAGCAUCAAUGAGAAGAUCUUACAAGCAGUUGGUCUAAAGGUGCGGAGUCUACACACAGAGGUGCAUGAGAGUCUGUUCCACAGUGACUUGCUCCAGAAAAGACUGGUUCCAGCAGUUCAGGCUAACACUGAAGAGAGCAGCAGCACAGAGGAACAAACAAACACAGGAGACAUGACGGCACCUAAGUGGCUGCAGCUUGUAGAGCGAUUACCAUGCAGACUAGAUGUAGGGUUUGAGAGCAGCACUGUUGUCCUGUCUAUGAACAGUCAACAAAGGCACUUGAACUGGACACUGAAACUGCUGAAGUUUUAUUAUUCACGGGAGGAGGAUCAGCUGCCCAUGAGAAAGUUCAUAGGCACCUCAGAACUGGCACAAAUGAGCUCUGAACUCCUAAUAGAAGAUGGUUUGUUGCUGUCACAAAGCCGACAAAGGAUCCUAUGCCUAAAUCAUUUGAAGGCUGAUGUUCAGGUCACUUCUAUUGAUAUCCAGAGUAACAUGGCUCUUAAUACUUGCAUCAUUCAUUACCGCCACCAGGAGUUCUCUCAUUGGUUCAGCUUGCUGGCGCUGGAUCGCCAAAUACAGAGGGUCUCCAAAGCUUCAACCAAAAAUAAUCGACCACUUCCUGUGAUAUUAGCUCCUAUAGUUUUCAACUCCAACAUCUCUAAUGUCAAUGUGUCUGUCCAGCUGGAUGAAGCACAACCGUUUGCUGUUGGAUUUUCAUCUGUUUCACUGGAGUUCAAGCACCUGCAAACACAGAAUCUCCACCAGAGGGCUCUACUCUCUGUAAGCAACCUCUGCUGGAGAGUGGGCAAAGAUUCCCACAUCCAGCAAGCCCUGCACCCACCAAAUACACAUGUAUGGGGUGAGGCUUUUGUGCUUGAUUCUUUUAGCUUACAGGGCAGCUACAACCAAUCACUGGGUGUAGGAAUCCUACAAGCCGAUACACUCUUCAUAGAAUCCACUGUGCAAGGACUGCAGGUUGAGUUUUCAGAUACAUGUGCAGAAUGUCUCUCCUGUGUACUGAAUCUUAUGCCUGUAGCAUCUAAACAUCCUCUGCCAGCCUCACAAGACCCGCUCCCUUCUAUUUCUCCAUGUGGGGAGCUUGGCAGCAAGUUGGCCCUUCUCUGGAAAGUGGAUGCCAGGGUGGAGGACGUGAACUUGUUUACAUUGUCCACUUUAGUGGGUGCUGCACGGGUGAGGAUAGACCUACUUACCCUAAUAGGAAGCGCAGAGAGCUGCAGUCUGAGCCUGCAAGGUGUCACUGCAUCUCUUUUGAAGUCAAUCACUGAAAAAUUGGAACCAUGUUGUAAGGCUGUGGACCAGACUGACCAAUUGCUCUACCUCUCCAUUUUGUCCGUUUCUUACCACACCACUAUUCAGGCUUUAGAGGUGCAGUGUCAGGAGGAGCUGGUCUUGCACUGGAGUCCUUGGGAUCACAUGUAUUUGUAUCAGCACACAUUGUCUGCUCUGCAGAGCAGGGAUCUGCUGAUCACAACCUUAGACAGGAGAGCUCAGUUGUCUGUCAGACAUUUUUCAGACGAGUGUUCACCUCAGCAGUCACAAAAUCCAGUUGUAGAAAGUCCAGGCCUUCAUCGGAAGGGGAUGCAGAUAACAGUUGAGUUGAGUUCAGUGAAGCUACAUACUGCUGUUUGCAAGGAGAAUUAUUUCCUAUUCACAGCUCACAAGAUCUGGCUCAAUCAGCAUGGAGGCUCCUAUCAACUGCAAUCUCCUGAAGUAACAGUCAAUGCCGAUGGCCACAAUAUCUUUCUGUUUAAAGAGGUUGAGGCACAGAGAAUACCUGAAUUGGAGGAGAUGUUGUUACAUCGAAGCCAAUUUAGCUCUCUUGGCACCGAGAGGAACCCUGCAUGGGUUCUGUAUAUUACCAGUGUUUCCAUUGAGUUUCCUCAUGGAUAUGACUUUUCCUGUAUACUUGAUGAGGCAAUAGGGGUGCAGAAGUGGCUGAAAGGUCUCCAUCGUUCUCCAAGGACUCAGCCGGAGCCACUUCCUCCAGACCUUGUACUAAAAGUUAAACAGUUUUCAUUUGCAUUCUUGGAUGAUGUCUUUGAGGUGAAAUUAAGAGAUAAUUAUGAGCUAAUGAAAGAUGAGAGCAAGGAGAGUGCCAAGAGGUUAAGACUGCUCGAUGACAAGGUUGCUGCUUUGCGCAAACAACAUGGGGAAUUAUUGCCAGCCCGAAAAAUUGAAGAGCUUUACACCUCCUUGGAAAAGAAGAACAUAGAAAUCUACAUCCAGCGCUCCCGUCGCCUUUACAGCAAUACUCCCAUGCGGAAGUCUAUUCUAACCUGGACUAUGUCAGAUCUUGAAAUAGUGGCCUUAGCAGAUGAGACUCUGCAUGGGCUGGACAAAGUGUUGGAGAAUAUGAGGGACAUUGACAGCAUCAGUCCUUUCCCGCCUGAGGGGCUACCCCUUGUGAUCCAGUGGUGCCGCAUGAUGAAGUGCUCUCUCAAAACAUUUUAUGUGCGCAUCCGUGACUAUCCUAGAUAUCUCUUUGAGAUCCGGGAUUGGCAUCUUUCUGGGAGACUGCUUGGGACUGAGCAGGUUGGACAAGCCAGCGCUCGCAGAAAGCAAGUUGUACAUUUAGGGGCUCCAUGGGGCGAUUCAACAGUGGAGAGGAACAUGCCACCCCUGAAAUUCUUCCAUGACUUUCACUCUGAAAUUCAGCUAUACACCAUAGUUUGGGGACCAUGUUGGGACCCAGCCUGGACAUUGGUAGGACAGUAUGUGGACCUUCUUACCAAACCUUCUGUGGAUCCCAGUGCUCCACUCCCAUGGUGGGACAAGAGCAGACUGUUGCUUCAUGGACAUUUCAGCAUGGACAUUGAACAAGCCAAUCUUCAUCAACUGGCAACUGAGGACCCAUAUAAUACCACAGAGAACAUGCACUGGGAGUGGAACAGACUUAAGUUUGCCUGGAAUCCUGGGCAGUUUAUCUUCAAAGGGGACUUAGAUGUCAAUGUACGCACAGCUUCCAAGUAUGAUGAUUGCUGUUUCCUUCACUUGCCCGACCUCUGUAUGAUCUUCGAUAUGCAGUGGCUGUGCCAUGGAAACCCACAUGAUCACCAUAGUGUAGCACUUCGCUCCCCUGACAGCAUUGCAGAAUUCUCUGCCAUUCAGCCUCAUGAUUCUUAUCGUGCCUUCCGCUCUGAGAACCUCAUACUUUCAAUCAAAAUGGAUUUAACCCAGUCCCAUGCUGAAGUCUGCCAGCCUCGCAUCUUGGUUUAUAGCAGUACCUUACGCUGGAUGCAGAAUUUUUGGGCAACAUGGAGCAGUGUGAGUCGCCCUAUCUGCCGUGGAAAGCUUUUUAAUAACUUGAAGCCUGGGAAAAAGAAGCUGGGUCAGCACUAUAAGCAGCUUUCAUACACCGCCUUAUUUCCACAACUGCAGAUCCACUACUGGGCAUCAUUUGCACAGCAGCGUGGAAUUCAAGUUGAGUGCAGCCAGGGUGAAAUCUUUACCCGUGGAGUGCAAAGGCUUAUCCCACAAGCUGGCACAGUAAUGCGUCGCCUUAUCUCAGAAUGGAGCGUGCCACAGAUGACCAGCAAACUGAGCCUAGUAACUGUGCAUCUGAUGGCUUCAGCUUGUGAUGAAAACGCAGACCACCAGAUAGACAAUCUUGUGCAGAAAACCCAUCUGCUUAGCCUUUCUUCACUGAGUUAUGAAAGGCAGGAAUUGUCUGCCACUGGUGAGGAGAACCCAACCUACACCCAUCGCCUUCACCUUGUUGAUCUUCGUGCAUCAUGGACAACGUUAAAUAGAGAUAUCGCAUUUGGACUGUAUGAUGGUUACAAAAAAGCAGCCAUACUGAAGCGUAAUCUUUCCACAGAGGCCUUAAAAGGACUGAAAAUUGACACUCAGUUGCAAGCUAAAAAACUAAAACGAGGCUCCAUGCGCAGCUUUCCUCCACCCAAAAAAGUUGCACCUCCUGUUGUUACUGGACGGGCUGAGAGAUCUCCAUCAGGAGGAGCAGACAUGCUGCAGAAGCUCAUUGAAGAGACCGAUAAGUUUGUUGUUUUCACAGAAGAGGAUCCUGGAGUGAGUGAACAGUUGUGUGGCAAAGCUGCCUGUCAAGACAAAGAUAUCUAUAACCACAACUGGCUCAUUGAGCUGGUAAAUUGCCAGAUGGUGCUUCGAGGAGCAGAAACUGAAGGUUGUGUGAUUGUAUCUGCAGCAAAAGCCCUGCUCUUGCAGUGCCAGCACCAACCUUCCUGGUAUGGAGACACCCUGAAGCAGAAGACAUCAUGGACUUGCCAGCUUGACAGCAUGCAGUACUUUGCUACCACUGAGAGCAGUCCAAGCGAUGGAGAGGAUGGGCAACGCUGGCUGGAGGUUAAGAACAUUGAGGAGCAUCGUCAUAGGAACCUGGACUCUGUGCAGGAGCUCAUGGAGAGUGGCCAAGCUGUUGGAGGCAUGGUCAGCACCACCACAGACUGGAGUCAACCAGCAGAGGCUCAACAAAACCAGCAAAUGCAAAGAAUAAUCUCUCGCUGUAAUUGCCACAUGUACUACAUCAGCUACAGUCACGAUAUAGACCCUGAGUUGGCUUUGCAAAUUAAACCUCCCUCAAUGCCACUACACCCAGAAAAGGAAGACUUGCUGAAAGGUCAAGAAGCUGCUGCUGAUACUUUUACUUUAAAACACCAGCACCUAGAAAUCUCUACCAACCCAGCACAAUAUGCCAUGAUCUUGGAUAUUGUGAACAAUUUGCUUUUGCAUGUGGAGCCCAAACGAAAGGAACACAGUGAGAAAAAGCAGCGUGUGCGCUUCCAGUUGGAGAUCUCCAGUAACCCUGAGGAGCAGCGAAGUAGCAUUCUACAUCUCCAAGAGGCUGUCCGCCAACAUGUGUUGCAAAUACGACUGCUGGAGAAGCAGAUGUACUCUGUCGUAAAGUUGCUUCACGAUGAGAGCAAGAAUGAGUGUCUGCACGAGCAACACCAUAAGCUGCAGGGACAGCUCUUCCAGGAGAAGAUGGACUUACAGCAGAAGAGUGAAGAACUGAACAUCCUCAUCAGGUGCUUUAAAGACUUCCAGCUGCAAAGAGCAAAUAAGAUGGAAUUGCGUAAACAGCAAGAAGAUGUGAGCGUGGUUCGUCGUACUGAAUUCUACUUUGCACAGGCGCGAUGGAGACUCACUGAGCAGGAUGGACAGUUGGGCAUUGCAGAGCUAGAGUUGCAGAGGUUUCUGUAUAGCAAGGUCAACAAGUCUGAUGACACUGCUGAGCAUCUGCUAGAACUUGGCUGGUUUACUAUGAACAAUCUGCUUCCUAAUGCAGUUUAUAAGGUGGCGCUACGGCCUCAGAGUCCUGCUCAAUCUGGCAGACAGCUUGCUUUAAGACUGUACAGCAAAGUCCGACCUCCUGUGGGAGGCAUCUCCAUAAAAGAACACUUUGAAGUGAAUGUGGUUCCUCUUACAAUCCAGCUCACCCAUCAGUUCUUUCAUAGAAUGAUGGGAUUCUUCUUCCCAGGACGCAGUGUAGAAGAGGAGGAGGUUGGAGAUGAGGAGGAUAAAUCAAAACUUGUUACAACAGGCAUGCCGGUAGUAAAGCCGCGACAGCUCAUUGUGGCAGAGGAUACUGUCUCUCUAGGCCCAGGCAAGGGUAGUGGACAGGGUUUAAAUAGGACAACUGGAGUUAGACGUUCAUUCCGGAAAGCACCAGAGCAUCCUGUCGAUGAUCUGGACAAGAUGAAAGAGCGAGCUGCCAUGAACAAUUCAUUCAUCUACAUUAAAAUCCCACAGGUGCCUCUCUGUGUCAGCUAUAAGGGUGAGAAAAACAGUGUAGACUGGGGAGAACUGAACCUAGUGUUACCAUGUCUGGAGUAUCACAACAAUACCUGGACAUGGCUCGACUUUGCCAUGGCAGUGAAGAGAGACAGUCGGAAGGCCCUUGUGGCACAGGUCAUUAAGGAAAAACUACGUCUUAAACCGGCUGCUGGUGCAGAAACAAAAGGGAAAAGUGAGACAAAGACAGAUAUGAAUCAACAGGAGGAGGAUGAGAAAGCUCGGCUACUGAUCGGACUUAGCGUUGCUGAUAAGAACACUGGAAAGAAAUCCAUAUUCAGCAGAAGAAAAAUGUGAAAACUGGAACUGUACAGGCUUUUGUGGAGAAUUUUAGAAAACUAGUUUCAAGGAUUUUGUGAUAGAAGCUACAGUCUAAGUUAUCCUGUCCCUGGCAGGAUUCAGGAUUAGCUGUUAAUGAGAAGACGUUAAGGAUUUUGUUCUUUCAUAGGACAAAAAGUAAAUAAAUGUGGGGCAUUAAGUCUCUAGCUAUGCUGCAGUACUGAUGAUGAGGGACAACAGAGCGCCUUACACUAGAUCCCCCCCUCCUUUUUACUUUUUACAUCCUUAAAGACAAUGCAACUAAAACUCAGUCAGAAAGUACAUUCAGUGAAUGUUAUAUGGUUGACAAUGUUAGAUGUGGGUCAUAGAAGUAAAGCCUUUCCAUGUGCCUAUGGCAACUGUCCAACCAAAAGUAGGGGCUCACACCAAGGACACUAUAUGACAUAAAGUUGUAGGACCAGAAAAGCCAGAUUUACACUGUGCGGUAAUGUUUUCAAUGUCUAUUGACAUUUUUUAUUGGGUAUUCUAACCCAUUACUGGCAGUGGCACUAGAAGGCAAAAGGGUUUGUUAAAGUAGAUUGACAUUGACUAUACCCUAUUUCCUAAUGCUGUGCAAAGUCAAUAACUUACAGCUGCUAAGGGAGGAAGUCUCCACAACCAGUUACUGCCCAGCAAUAUAAGUCUGGGUAACGCAGCAACUAUUGCAAAUUACCCUAGUCAUGCAUUGGUGAGACAGAACCCUUUGACGCAUUAAUAUUUUGGGCCCAAAAUGUGGGCCCUAUGCUUUUUUAAACACUUUGCUGCCAUUGCGUUGGUUCUCUUACCUCGCGAUAACUCCAUUGCUGCCAGAAGAUUCUUUAUACAGUCUGAACUCACUAGCCGCAGAAGUGAGAAGAGUUUCGUUAAUAUGAAUAUAGCUUCCUGAUAACAAAGCAAAUAUUUAUUUUUCAAGAGAUUACUUUGUAACAAAUAAUCCAAAUGUCAUUGUUCAGUUGAUGACUUUUUUUUGCCUUUUUUCCUCCUCUAUGCACUGUCCCCUGUUUUUUAUUUUAACAGGUAGUGUUGUGUAUUUCUGGGUUUAUCCUCUGCAACAUAGGUGGGAAUGGAUUUUAUUUUGUCACAAUGCAUCUAAUGAUUAUGGUGUAAGAGCAUUUAUAGAGGUGGUGUUUAACUUUUUAUAAAUGUGUAUAUACAUAUAUAUAUUUAUAUGCAUUGAGGCAGGGCUGGGUGCAGUUGUUGCUGCUACAUAGGUGUAUAAAAUCCUGCUCUCAUCUGCAGACAUUUGCACUUUUUUGGUACGGAUUGCUCUCCACCAACAAUGAUUAAAAUCUAAAUUGUUACUUUUAAGACAA